GUUGCAUAUUUUCAUUUGGCGUCCCAUCGCAACAGCAAAAUGGCAGAUUCCGUUACUAUUGCUUGUGCUACUGGAGCAGGUGACUUUCAUGUAAGCGCUAACUUAUGUUUAUUCCAAGAAUAUACUAUAUUUAUAUGGCAUCCUUCCGUCUUCGUGAGACAAUGGAGUAUCUAUUGACACUUAGGAGGCCGAUCCUGGAAUGGAUGUCCCUCUUAUUAUUAUUAUUAUUUCUCGCAGGAGAACCUCUUACUCUUACUCUUACUCCUGAGUCCUAGUUAAUCUUAAAUUUGGCCUCCCAUAAUGCUCCUUUUGUUGCUGCAAGGGCUUUGUUUCCCACAUCCUCUGCCUUGUUGACUCCUUCAUACACUACUGUUCGCCAGCGAUGAUAUCCCAUUCGUUGACUUAUAUAUUGGCUUCCCUCAUGAUCAUUUUGCAAACGUCCGUAAAUCAAAAUCGCUGGCGCCCAAAUAAGUCUUGCCCCUUCUGCUAACUCUCCAUACAUCAGAUCCUAUGGAAAAUGGCUUUCACUUUCCUCCAUUCACCUUACAUGACCUAACCAACGAAGUUGUCUCUUGCUAAGAGUGGCGAACAUGCUACACAUUUUGGCACGUUUCAAAACCUCUGUGACAGUAUUCUGUGCUAGGCACUUUGUCCUGCCAUCAAAUUUGUAAAAUUGUAAAAUGUGACAGACAUCUUUGGUGGAUGCUGUUGACAGUUGAGUUUCUGCUCAUAACUGGUACAUGUGGUCCACUUUUCACUGCCAUAUAGGAGCGUACUAAGUACACAUGCCUUAUACUACUUAUACUUAUAGUACUUAUACUUAUAUUACUUAUAUAGAUAUCAAGUUUUGUGCUUUCAGUUAGUUUAAGAUUAUUCUGCGCCCGCUUACUCAGUUUAGCCAUAGUUGGGGCCGCUAUUGCAAUCUUGAUGUUCACCUCUUGUUCAACGGAGAGUGAACUCGAGAUUUAUUUAUUUAUAAGCUAUAUUUAUAAGAAUAUAACUAUAAUAAAUAAGAUAACAAGACAUUAAUGAUACACAUGCCACAGCCUGCCCUUGCUCAUGCCCAUUACCAAUUUGGGGAAAAUAAUGUAGUCUAAGACUCUUCCAAAUUUUAAAAUUAUCAAAGUUCAAGGAACAAAUUUAAUUGGUUACCGGAAAUUUGUUUGAAAUAAAUUUAGUCUACGGAAAUUUGAUAGAUGGAAAUUUGAUCAAACGGAAAUUAGGUAGAAUCUUUUUUUUCAGUUCACAAUAAAAUUUUCUUUUGAACACUAUACUACAUAGUGAAACAAAAUAAUGAGUUCAAAAAGUAUUUCUACGCAAAAUUUUAACGAGUGAACUGAAAAAAAGAUUCAACCAAAUUUCCGUCUAUCAAUUCUCUGUCGAAAUUUCUUUCAAACAAAUUUCCGGAGACAAAUUUAAUUCAGUGUCUCACUCACACUGAAGGAGGUUUUUUCCAUGCACAAUCCUGCAAGUAGGCUUGCUGGAAUAACUAAUAGGCCUACUAAAAUAUUUGAAGAAUGCACACAUUUUCUCCAAAAAUGUCUUACUUCUUCUAUAUAUAAGUUAUAAUAUAAGUUAAUAUAAGUUGUAAGAUUGAUUUCAUUAGAUUUAUGCCUAAGUAAGAAAUGUGAUAAUUUGAUAUUUCCAUGCCAUAGCCAUGCCACAAUACAUGAAUGUCACAGUAAUAUUAUUUAACGAAAUCUAUUUACUAAAUAAUUAAGGAUUAUUGACCCGAGAUUUUCAUUUAAUACAUAUGUCUGAUGAUGUGUGUUGAGUGUGUAAGUGUAAUUUUUUAAAACGGGUACUAACAUUUAAAAUAUUUCCUUUAUUCAUUUAAUGAAAAGAAAGAUGAACAUCAUAAAGAAGGUAAAGUUUUAUACUUUUUAUUUUAACCACUAACACUAACACUAACCAGUCAGUGCCAGCACCAUACACCAGGGGUGACUAACAUGUGUCAAAUAUUGCAACCUGUAGAUGCUUCAUAAAGUAGAUCUGUGCUUCUCAAACUUUUCAAUGCGACAAACUUGCAGGAAUCAUUCAUAUUUGCAAUCAGAAAUGACCAGAUCCCAAAUUGUUGAUAUUUAUCUACGGUUAUCUCCUUCAAUUUUCUAUCAUUUGCAGAACAGUCAUUUGGGGCUUACUGACUAGCAUCUGUUUACAGUCCAGGAAUUUGAGUCGCACUACAAUAUAGGUCACAUUUUUAAACGACUUUGCAAUAAAUUCAGUACCAUUCUUCAUUAUAUUCAUUAGUAUUAUACAUGAAAGUUUUAUGUAUAUUGUUUUAAUUUGCAAAAUAGACUGUUAAAAAUCUACUGGAUUCUGGUGCAGAUCCUAACAUAAGAUCUCCAGAAGGAAUGACACCUCUUGCCAUUGCAGCAUUCUGGGGAUAUGACAGUAUAGUACAAAUCCUCAUUGACAUGGGGUAAGUAUAAAUAUACAUAUACACACACAUAUAUAUAUAUUAAUAUUAUAUAUAUAUAUAUAUAUAUAUAUAUUUACAAUUUCACUUCCAUGAGUUAGUUACCGGUACCACUGAUAGCAAUCAAACUUUUAUUAAAAAUAAAAAACAAUGUGUAAGCAAUGAGACUGAGACUACUGGGGGGACUAUUAUACAUUUGUAUAUCUGCUGCAUUUAAAAAAACAUUAACUCUUGAUGAUAAAUUAAUUUAUAAACUUUUUAUAUUUCUAAUCUAUUCUUAGUUUGUCUUUAAUUAGGAUGAGGUAUUUUAAUUUUGCUUAUUCAUGAAAACUGGCUAAGAUUUCAUAACUCUCUUUAUUACAGUUAGAAGUUACAUUACACCCUAUAAAGAUUUUAAUAGCAUUACUUUAUUAUAAGUACUGUAAGAAAAUUUGAAUGAUUGAACUCCUCACUUCCUCAGACUAUUGUUUUACUACUCAAAAUCACUUAAAUUCCUACACAGAUUGUAAUGUAAUAAGCAGCUGACAAAAUUCAUUCUUCUUGUUAAUUUCUCCUAUUCUACUCUAGUUGUGUCUUCAUUUUUCUCUUUUCUUAGCUACUCUUUGCAACUCAUUCCAGCUAUACUUCUUGCUGUUUUUCUCAGUCUUUUUGCUGAGAUCUUUUCUCUAUCUGAUCUGUUCUUUAUUUUCUCUGUAUUGUCCUGAAGAUUCCAUGACAGAGUUUUGUUGAGUAUGGAUACCGUGUACUAUUUGAUUAUGGUUCCCUCAGUUUGUGGCAGUUUUUCCCAACCAUUUUUACCAUCUUAGUGGAAGAGUUAAAAAAAAAAUACUGUAAUUCACUGUCUGUUAAAGACUCUGAAUUCAACACUGUAGGAUACUUGACUAAUUACCUCCCUUUAAGGAUUUCUUCUUAACUGCUGUGGUAUUUCAAAUGAUUUGAAUUUUAAUAAAUGCAGACUUUUCCAACUCUGCUUUUUUUUUAGCCUCAUUUUUGUCUUAAAGUUUAUUCUCACAAUUUAUAUGUCAUAAGAAGUAUGAUAUUUUAAAUUCAAUAUUUACAGAACUGAUAUAAAUGCAUGUAACACUGGAACUCUGUGGACACCUCUUCAUUGUGCUGCAUUUCAAGGGCAUGGGAAAGUAGUAAUGUUACUUAUGGACAAUAAGCCUGAUCUUUUCAGAACAGAUGCACAAGGGAGGUAAUAAGCUUCACACUAACAACUCAUACAGUUUGAAAUGGGAAAACUAAUACUGGUACCGAAAUUAAAAUAUUUAAAAAUUUAAAAAGCUACUCUUUCUAUAUACCAGGUAACCUUCGCGUUUGAUCUAACCAAGGUUCUUGGACACAUUCAAAUAAAUUAAUAUUUCUUUCUUUUUUUUUUUAUGUACGGUACCAGUACUGGUACUUUAAUAAAUCUGAUACUUUUGCAUAACCAGUAGUAGUAGUCAGUUAAGUUAGUCAUUGAAUGAUGUUUUUUAAAAUAUUAUUAACUUUAUCAUCCGGCUUACUGGUCAGCUAACUUCUAGUUGAGACUACUGAGAGUGAGAGGCAGCCAAAUUUCCAUUACCCUGCAGCAAUCAACAUUAAAUAUUUUUUAUUGACCCCUUCCUAAUGCUUCAUUUCUUUAUGUAGGUAACAUUAAAUAUCAAUAUUAUUAUAUUCUGAUUCUAGAACUGCUGUGGACUUUGCGUCAGCUCUUGAUUCAAUAUGGGCAUUUUUUGAAGGUAAGAAAAGAUAAAAAAUAUUAAAUUUAUUUUUAUACUGGAGCCAUACAAUAUUUUAUUAAAAAUUAAGAUACCCAAUCAAAACUAUUGGUAUAUGAUGAAUUUAAUGCGAUUAAAUUAUAUAAUAUUAUUUCUUUCAAUGGCUCAAGUUAGAGGUCAUUAAUCUUUUUCAAUGUAAAAUUCCCAAAGGCUAACAAAAUUGCAAAUGCACUGCCAAUCUGCAGGCAUAAGGAGUUGUUCAUUAAGGACAUAUGCAAAGAGGAAGUAAGGGGGACUUUGUUCAAAUGUGCACAACUGGGGCAGUAUAAAGAAUCUUGCGGAUGUCAGCAAGUUAGCAUAUUUUUGCUACCGUACUAGUCAGAAAUUGCAUUUAUUCCAGUAUGGGUAUGUAGUUUAAAUUGUGCAAAUCUAUAGCUGAUAUACAAGUAAUUAUUUAUUGUAUAAUCUUAAACAAAAAGAAACAAGUAAAAACUUCAUGAGGGAGAUCACUCACUAAUACUUACUACUAUUAAUUAUUACCAGUGACCAGUAAUGAAAACAAGCAAUGUGACUUUGUUUUUUAUUCAGCCAAUUGGGGACAUGAGGGGAGUUUUUUUUUGUCGUGGAUGUCCUUUAUGAACAACACGGAAAAAUAUAUAAUUAAAUUUAAAUAAAAAGUCUGUUAUCUACGACCAACACAGCUUCUGGAGUGAUGAUUAAAAACAUGUAGGACCAGGUACAGUACCAUUAAUUAAUUAAUUUAUUGACAUAGAGAAUAUAUUAUAAAUGAGAUAUUGUGUACAAGUAGCAUCGUUGAAGUGUAAUAAUCAAUUUCUAGGGCUUAACCCAGGGCAGUUUUUUUUACACAGGGUCUGAUUAUUUUGAAAAAAUACCUGGCAGGUCCAAGUGUCACAAAAAAAAGUUAACUCCCUAUUUCUCUAAAAUAUGCCAGCCUUUAACUUUAAACAAUGGUUCUAAAGAGAGUUCUACACCCUGCCUACCAGCUUUUAUACAAAAGGCCUACAGACAGUCCUACCCGUGGCAUUUUAUUGAUAACUAUAAUAGUCGCCUCUGAAAUAAUUCAAACAUUUUACCUGAGUUCAACAGUCACACAUGACGCUUAUUGCUUGACAGCUUUUUUCCCCCUCACUACUAUUAGUAUAAUAUAAAACAUGUUGAGUAGGGGGAGGGCCGGUUGUGAAAAGGAAGCAGCCACACAGAAGCAAAAUAUAAAUAAGAGAAACUUUUUUACAGUUGCUGGCUGCAAGCGGACAGCUAAAGCUGAUUUAAUAAGAAUGAACAUCAUAAAGAAGGUAAAGUUUUAUACUUUUUAUUUUAAACACUAACACUAACCAGUCAGUGCCAGCACCAUACACCAGGGGUGACCAACAUGUGUCAAAUAUUGCGACCUGUAGAUGCUUGAUUUUGAAUGGGUAUGUCUGAUAAGUGAGAGUGAGAGAAAAGAUAAAAUGAUAUCAGUACCGUAUCAUAUUAACUUAAUUUUUUUUUUAAUUAGCAUUUCAUUAUGUGCAUUUAUUAAGAAUAGAUAAACAACUCUUUACAACACUUAGUAUUAUCAGUUGUGACCUGACAUUUCAAUAUAAGAUUUAAUUGAUAUGUUUCCGGCAAAAAUUCAACUCUCUAGCUAAGAGUAAGAGCCCAGCAAAGCCAUUUGGGUUGGCCACCCCUGCCGCACACAAACAUCUGUAGACGUGACAUUUGCUCCCAAACUAAAUUGAAUUAGAAUGAUAAUUUCUUCUAUCAUACAGUAGAGAUCAAGAUUUUACAGUAUUUCAAUAUUUUUGUUCAAAUAGGUCGUGUUACUAACUUACCGUACAUUUAAUUUUUACUACCGUACCGAGUCAGGUAGUUUAAUCUUGUAAAUAUGUUACCGGUACUGGAUUGAACUACCGGGUGUACUAGUACUAAAGUUAACCAUGAAUUACGGGUAGUUAAAAUUUGUGCACGGUACCAGUACUGCCUUUGGCUUGCACCUUAAUAUUACCGUUACUGUGUAACCUGGUGUUAAUAAUACUCAUAACAUUUUGACGCUAAAAUGUGCAUGUUUUUCAUCUUCAGAUAUCAACAGAGGAAUCAAAAUCAAAGCACAGGCAUAGUUUUUUGCAUACAUUCACAAGACCAGGUUCUGCCUAUGUCUUAAAUGAAAAUAUGAAUGAUAUGCGAGCUGCUGAAAUGGUAAUUAUUACCGUACUGUUGAAUUUGAAUGAUAGUAUCAUUUUUUUUUAUUGAUAGUCUAGUCUAGUUACUUACUUAGUUGGUAUGGUACCGAUAUCUCACUAUCACUACCAGUAUCUGUAUGAUGUACCGUAGUAUGAGUAACUGUCAAGUGUCAGUCAGUGUAACUGAUGAUUAUUUUUGUAGUGUAUUGAGUGAACUUUGUGACCUGAUUGUGCUAUGUUGUAACUUGGUUUCUUUGAUGUUAAAUUUAAACUUAACUUAAAAUACUUAAAAUGUGUAAAUGUUGGUUGGAGAAUGGGAGUAUUUGGUCAUGUGGUGAUGUGAGGUAUAAUUUAUACCGGUACAAUAUAAAGAAUGUAGAAUGGUGGAUAAAUGUUGUUACACAUCCCACAGAGUUGAUAUUUUAUAAUACCGGUACUGUACUAUGAUGUCAGAUGCACCAUCUCCACCUGCAACAACAGCUAGAAUUAAAAUUAAACGGAAAUGUUGCUGUGCAUUGGAAUGGAAGAGAUUUAAAUUUAAGUGUUAAGCAGUCAUUUGAAAAUUACAAGACAGACAGUGGACCAUAUACUAUAUACCAAGAGUAAAGAGGUGCAGAGCUUGACUUUACUGCAUGUGAUGUUGAACAUUUUUAAUACCGGUACGUUCCAGUGGAUUGGCGAAGAAUGUGACAUGAAUAUGUUUAACCACACAGGCAAUUGACUCAAUUGUAUUUUAAAAUCACUACUGGUACCGGUACUUACCAAGUAAGAAUAAGAAUGUAAAUGUAACAAUUGAAAUAAGUGAUGGAGAGACAUUGGUUGAAUGAUACCCGUACGGUAUUGAUAUUUUUUUUAAACGGACCUCAAGUUCAAAACUCAAGGCAAAGUCAUGUGAAUUCAAAAGUCUGAACUGAAAGACUUGAUCUUGAUAAAGGACAGAGGGGUGGGGGGUAUAGAAAUGUUUUAUACCAGUAAUUACUGAGGGUUUGGUCAAAAAUUGUUGGGUAAUAAACAGACAUUGAUUACAUGCGCAGUUACAGAAAAAACAGAGAUGUUGGAAUUUUUCGAAUUUUAAAAACACAAUCCAUGGGUCUGCCAGCAAUGAGCAACUUAAUGGGGAAAUGAAACAUUGUGUUCCUAUCCUAUUCAGAUGUACUUUCAGUUCAGUGUGAUUAGUACCGGUACCCGGUACCAGUACAUGCAGCAUAUAUACUAUCUCAUAUUUGUCAUGUCUGCAUAAUUUAAUUUUCAUUGAUUUUAAGCUACAGGUAGUAAAGGGUACGGUACCGGUAUUUAAAAUAGUAAGACUGCACAGUAAUAGAUUAAAUUGAAAUGCUUUAAAUAUGUUUAAUAUUAACACUAGGGUACCGGUAGUGUACUGUUCACUUACAAUUAUUUUUUAAUAGGCUUUGAGUCUGACCACCAGUGUUGUCAAGACCAUAGGGCUUGUAUGAAGUAUUAUUGUAUUUUCUAGACAGUAUUUUUUACUUAAUUGUAGAAACUACCAGUACCAUCUUUUACUUUUAUAAUCAGAUAGAUUUUAACCUCUACAUGGUUGGUCGAUCCAGAAUUGGGAAACUUUUUAGUAUUAAGAUGAGUGUUCAAUUCAUUUAAUAUCAUUUCCAUGUGCAACCCAUUUUAAUGAACCUGUACUGUACAGAACUUGGCACUACCUGCAUUUAAAAUCUAACAAACCGGUAAUAAAUUUUCAGACAGCAGCAUUAACAGGAGGUGAUGUCCUAGCUGGGAUGGACUGUGGUCAAAAUGAAAGUACCAGUACCAAGAAAAUCUUGAAGCAUCCAUUAACCAUAUGGAACUUCUAAAUGAGAUGAGCAAUGAUGAAAACUACAGAAUCAGGAUUGUAAAUAAUUUGUCUAGUAAUUAAAUUCAGUCCUUUGUUUGAUGGCAAGUGUUAUUGUACAUUGUGAAUAUCUCCUCAAAAUGGUGUAGAAUUAUCUUUUCCAAUAUAGUAAUAUGUGGGCAAAAAUGUAUUUAUCACUAGUUUUCAUUAAACGGGUAUUCAAUAAUACAAAUUAGUUAUUCAAAUGGUGUUUUUAAACUCCAAAAAGGUCUUAACUAUAGAACUACACAAGUAUUGGACAUUUAACAAAAAAACAAAAGCAAAAAGAUAAUAGCAACAUUUAUUGCUCAAUUACAAUAAAUUUUAAUAUAUUUUCUCCGAAGGGCCCAUGGUGCUCUUUAUGUAGAGAGCUCUAACAUUUUGCCAAUUUUUCUUUAACAGAGAGACAAGGAAGUUGAUAGCCAGUGUGAUGUUCUGGUACAACUCUUCAGAGUUCAUGUUCACAUGUCCAACACACACUGCCAAGCACAAUACCUGAAAGAGAAUUUGAGAAUGUAUCAAAUACUUGCUUGAAUAAACUUUUCAAUAAGCCUAUUCAUAUAAAAAAUGGAUUAAUAGGCACAAACUUGCAUGUAAUAAAAUACUAGAAAUACUACUGUAAUAACUACCUUCUUCAUCUGGAACUUGAUUGUGGCUUUUGUCUCCUCCACCUUAGCAUUAAGACUGU
Molecule: messenger RNA, 8827 nt
Organism: Lymnaea stagnalis (great pond snail)
Lineage: Eukaryota; Metazoa; Mollusca; Gastropoda; Lymnaeidae
Source: the annotation of a GenBank genome assembly